AUGCCCCUCUUCACACUAACACCCCCCAACCUCCUGUCUCUUCCUUCAUCCAACCCACUCACUUUUAUCAACAUGUCUAAGCUUUUCAUCGGCGGUCUCUCCUGGGGCACAGACGACCAGUCUCUGCGCCAGCGCUUCGAGGAAUUCGGUGUCGUUGAGGAGGCUACCGUCGUCAAGGACCGCGAUACCGGCCGCAGCCGUGGUUUCGGUUUCGUGCGCUACACUACCGAUGAUGAGGCUACCAACGCUAUGAACGCCAUGAACGACCAGGAGUUCGACGGUCGUCGCAUCCGUGUUGACAAGGCUACUGAGCGUGGCGCCGGCGGCGGUGGCCGUGGUGGCUUCGGCGGCUUCGGCGGUGGCCGUGGCGGUUACGGUGGCGGUAACGGUGGCUACGGCGGUGGUUACCAGCAGCAGGGUGGCUACCAGCAGGGCGGCUACGGCGGUGGUAACGGUGGUUACUAA
Penicillium canescens is the source of this 465-nucleotide messenger RNA. Its product is annotated as RNA recognition motif domain-containing protein. NCBI's taxonomy places the organism in Eukaryota, Fungi, Ascomycota, Eurotiomycetes, Eurotiales, Aspergillaceae. Bases 1 to 465 code for a protein of 154 amino acids. The record is from RefSeq and is a predicted model, not a curated record. Gene Ontology annotation, molecular function: RNA binding. The transcript has 4 exons.